AGCACUAAAGCAACUAAAUUUUAAUUAGCCAAGGCUGCUCAAGUCAACAUGCAGUCAACUUCAUCAUCUUCUUACAUUAUGCGCAGUAAUUGUCUUCCCACACCACUCUUCACUCUUCUUCACCAUGGCUAAUCUUCUCUCAUUUCUCUCUUUUUCCCUUCUCUUCCUUCCCUUUUCCAUCUCUUCGUCAGCAAAGUACACCUUCCCUCAAAAAUACUUCAUCAAUUGUGGUUCACUGUCCCCCCUCAACGUCAGCGGCCCCACCUCCACCACUUUUUCCGCCGACUCAAUCUCCGACUCCCGCCGCAGUCACUCAGUUAAAGACCGCACAACUUCUACAGUGUUAGCUGGAAUUUAUAAUACCGCCAGAAAAUUCACUCGAAAUGAAUCAUACGAACUUCAAAUUGAUGAAACUGGCGUUUACGUGGUACGUCUUCAUUUCUUUGCUUUUUCUGACCUUUUCGAUGCGAAGUUCAACGUUUCAGCUUCGGGUUUUUUGCUCUUGUCGAAUUUUAGUAUACCGAAAAACGUAACUUCCCCUGAUAUCAAAGAGUUUCUCCUCCCUGUUACCGGUCCUAAUUUGAAAAUCACCUUCAUUCCUUCUCAAGAAUUGUCUUCUUUCGCGUUUGUUAACGCCAUAGAAGCGUUUGUAACUCCUCAACGUUUCAUUGAUGAACCUACUGCCUAUGUAACUGCACAAGGAAAGAGUAAUGGUGGUACGGAGGAUUUGUCCUCAAGUGGUUUAACUGUAAUGCAUAGGGUUAAUGUUGGGGGUUCAAAAGUUACCCCCCAAAAUGAUACCAUGAGGAGAAAUUGGGUGACUGAUGAUGAUUAUUUGUUUUUGGCGAGAACAGCAAAGAAUCAUACAAUGUAUAGUAAUAGGCCUAAAUAUUAUGAUCCAGAACUAGGAGGGGCUACUGAAUAUGAUGCUCCUGAUUCUGUUUAUAAAACUGCCAAAGAAAUGAACAUAGAUGUGGAGACUGCCAGUAACAACUUCUUUAACAUAACUUGGCUUUUUCCUGUUAAGAGGAAUGCAACUUUUUUUGUACGCCUACAUUUCUGUGAUAUCGUUAGUGCUAAUCGGAAUGAUACGGUAUUCAAUGUGUAUAUAUAUGGCCUGUUUGGUCAGCCAAUUAGUCCAUAUGAUAGGUAUCCAGAAUUGUCAGCUCCUUUUUAUGUUGAUUUUGUGGUGGAUUCAGAUGGUUCUGGUUUUAUGAAUAUCUCAGUUGGCCCUCGGAGUGAUUCAAAUAAUAAAAAUGCUUUUUUGAAUGGGUUGGAAAUCAUGGAGCUGAUUAAUGGACAGGAGGAAUGGGAAGAGGGGAAUGGAAAAAUCAACAGUUUGUUGAUAAUCGUCGGUUCUACAGUUGGUGGUGUGGUUCUCAUCGUUGUUUCUCUAGGGGUUAUCUUGUUUUGUUUGAAAUCAAGAAAAGUUACAAAUGCUGUUGAUAACUCCAAUUGGCCAAUGGUGAAUGUUUAUCCAGGAAGUACACAGAGUAGGACUACUGCAAGAACUCCACUUGGCAGUACUACUCCUGAUAUGAACCUUGGGUUAAAGAUAUCUUUUGCUGAGAUUUUACAUGCUACCAAUAAGUUUGAUCCCACAUUUAUGAUCGGGGAGGGUGGUUUUGGGAAAGUUUACAAAGGAACUUUACACAAUGGUGUUAAAGUCGCUGUGAAAAGAAGCGAGGCUGGAAAAGGCCAGGGUCUUACGGAAUUUCAAACUGAGAUAACGGUCUUGUCCAAAAUUCGCCAUCAGUAUCUUGUUUCAUUGAUUGGAUACUGUGAUGAAGGAUACGAGAUGAUACUUGUUUAUGAGCUCAUGGAGAAGGGAACUUUGAGAGAGCAUUUGUACAGUUCGAAUGAAGACCUUGGUAUGUCAUCUUCACGGUCAAGAUUAUCGUGGGAUCAAAGGCUUCAAAUUUGUAUUGGUGCAGCUAAUGGUCUACUAUACCUUCAUACUGGUUUAAGUGAGCCAAUUAUUCACAGGGAUAUUAAGUCAACAAACAUCCUUCUUGAUGAACAUUAUACUGCCAAAGUAGCUGAUUUUGGACUUUCCAAAUCAGGUCCCCCUGAAGAAACACAUAUUGUUACUAAUGUUAAAGGUAGCUUCGGUUAUCUUGACCCCGAGUACAUGAAAUCAAUGCAACUGACUCAAAAGUCUGAUGUCUAUUCUUUUGGAGUUGUACUUCUUGAAGUGCUUUGUGCUAGACCAGCUGUCGACGGUUUGCUUCCAAGAAAUCAAAUAAAUUUGGCUGAAUGGGGACUUACUUGGCUAAAAGAAAAACAGCUAGAGAAGAUAAUUGAUCCAUUUCUUGCAGGUAAAAUUAACCCAAACUCCCUGAGGAAAUUUGGGGAGACGACAGAGAAGUGCCUGCAAGAGAAUGGCACUGAUAGGCCUAGUAUGAUGGAUGUGGUGUGGGACUUGAAAUAUGCUCUACAGCUUCAACACCCUGCAAUGCCUCAAGAAUCUUAUGAAGAUAGCACCGCUGAUGAUUCAUGGCAGUUGGCAUUGCCCGGUAUUAAUCGCUUACCUUCUAUAGAUGCAAGCACAAGUUGUGUCUGUGUCAGUGAAAGCGGCGUGUUUUCACAAUUGAAGAUGGAUGAAGCCAGAUGACUUUUGGCCUCGCUGUAAUUCCUCCUUCUGUCUUGAUGCAAUUGUGCAUCAAAACAAUGCUGCAACUAUAUUUCUUGAGUUGCUGUUCAUUUUUUGUUCCAACUCCGUCUUCAUUUUUCUGUUUUUGCUGUUCUGCAUUGGAUAACAGGCAAAAUGCCUCUAAAAUGCAUCUGUAUUAAUAGUUAAUAAUGUUGAUCAUAAGGUCUUGAUGUCGAUUUUAAUAUUAAAAGUCUGUUUAUUCUCCUA
Molecule: messenger RNA, 2860 nt
Organism: Capsicum annuum
Lineage: Eukaryota; Viridiplantae; Streptophyta; Magnoliopsida; Solanales; Solanaceae
Product: probable receptor-like protein kinase At5g24010
Exons: 1
Coding region: 125-2614 (829 amino acids)
Biological process (GO): protein autophosphorylation
Cellular component (GO): plasma membrane; plasmodesma
Molecular function (GO): ATP binding; transmembrane receptor protein tyrosine kinase activity
Source: RefSeq, a predicted model, not a curated record